Yarrowia lipolytica CLIB122 is the source of this 1182-nucleotide messenger RNA. RefSeq lists its product as uncharacterized. The record is from RefSeq and is a predicted model, not a curated record. Gene Ontology annotation, biological process: biotin biosynthetic process. Gene Ontology annotation, molecular function: pyridoxal phosphate binding. NCBI's taxonomy places the organism in Eukaryota, Fungi, Ascomycota, Dipodascomycetes, Dipodascales.
AUGCUCAAGCAACUGGAAAAUAUUCUUGAGUCGCGAAAGCACAAAAACAGGUUCCGAAAAUUGACGGUCAUGGAUCCUGAGUCGACGGUGGAUUUUUCUUCGAACGAUUUUCUGUCGCUCGGAAAGUAUCAACCAUUCAAAGACAGCGUCAGUGUCAAGGUGGCGGAUUUCUGCGCCCAAACCAGCUCUUCUCUGGGUUCUGGAGGGUCUCGACUUUUGGAUGGAAAUUGUGCACUGUACGAGGGUCUUGAACGUCAGAUUGCAGCAUUCCAUGGAGCAAAGUCUGGCUUGAUUUUCAAUUCUGGAUUCGACGCCAACUCGGGGUUUUUCUCCUGUCUUCCUCAGCCUCAGGAUAUAGUCAUUUACGACGAGUUGAUCCAUGCCAGUGUUCAUGAAGGAAUGCGUCAAUGUCGGGCAAAGAAACGGGUUCUUUUCAAGCACAAUGACGUGGAGGACUUUGAGCGGGUUUUGAACCAGUACAAGGGCGAAUCAGGCAACAUUUUUGUGGCCGUAGAGGCUGUAUACAGCAUGGAUGGUGAUACAGCUCCGUUGAGACAACUGUACGACGUUUCAGACCGUCUGAACAGAGAGAUUCUUUUGGUGGUGGACGAAGCUCAUGCCACAGGUGUACUUGGAGACCAGGGACGAGGUCUGGUGUGUGCUCUCGGUAUGGAGAAACAGGUAUUUGCUCGAAUCCAUACGUUUGGAAAAGCUCUGAGUGCCAAUGGAGCCAUUAUUUUAUGUCAUCCCGUGGUUCGAUCUUAUCUGAUCAACUAUGCUCGUUCUUUUAUCUUUACAACUGCUCUUGGUCAGGUGAAUCUGCUCAUCAUUCAGGCCACCUAUGAGCUUCUGGAAACCCAGGCAGCAGCACAUCUUCAGACUCAACUAUGGGACAAUCUGCAGCGGUUUUCCACGGGGUUGAAGGACACUGGAGUUCACGUUUAUCCUCCUGUGCCCCGGUCGGCCAUCUUUUCAGUCUUCUGCGACAACCCGCGGUCUCUGGCGGCCCACUGUCAGCAGUCUGGGCUGGUUGUGAGACCCAUUGUGCAUCCCACGGUUCCCAAGGGAACGGAGAGAGUCCGGGUGUGCAUUCACAGUGCUAAUACCGCCAAGGAGGUGGACAUGCUAGUGCACAGGAUUCUCGAGUGGCAUUCUCAGAAGGAGAUGAGAGGGCGGUUGUAG